UAUCACUGUUACAGAUUGUGAAACGAAAAAGAUUUAAAUUCAAACGAACCAAGAAGAUGAUAAAUGUUCCUUUUUCUAAAUGUUAUUCUGGCAAAAGGUACAUUCUCAGGGUUGUUUGAUUUUUUGAAAUUCGAUAAUUACGAAAACUUUGUGGACCGAGCAAGAUAUGAUGCAGACAUAAACACAGAGGAUCCAUCUCUUUUGGACCUUAUGAAAACGGAAUUUGUGGUUUUCGGGACGGAAACUUGCGGAUUCACGAAAAAGGCUCUAGGGCUCCUCAAAGACAAAGGUGUCAGCUACGUAUUUGUCGACAAGGAUAAAAAUAUGACGAAUACAUACGAAACGCUAAAAAGUACUCUUCAACACGACACAUUGCCACUUAUAAUACACAAUAAACGCUUUUUAGGUGGAUAUGGUAAACUGAUAAAAUACUUCGAGAAUCCAAUGAACAAUAGUGAUAGCACGCAAGAUUCCUACAGAAAAUACUACGAAAACUACUACAAAGGAUACUAUGGAAACGCAUAUAAUAACUCCGAAUCAACCAACUAUUCUUCCCAGUAAAACAGGAAUAAAUUUAUAUGGUUCUCGUUUAAGCCGUUCUUACACGUGUUUAAUGGGUACCAUGUAAUGACUCAUCUAUGGUAAAGUUAGCCUACCAAUCUUUCUGAUUAUUCCCCUAUGAUACGAAAUAUCUGAAUAAUAA
Molecule: messenger RNA, 703 nt
Organism: Vavraia culicis subsp. floridensis
Lineage: Eukaryota; Fungi; Microsporidia; Pleistophoridae
Exons: 1
Coding region: 64-561 (165 amino acids)
Source: RefSeq, a predicted model, not a curated record